Paralichthys olivaceus (Japanese flounder) is the source of this 1252-nucleotide messenger RNA. NCBI's taxonomy places the organism in Eukaryota, Metazoa, Chordata, Actinopteri, Pleuronectiformes, Paralichthyidae. The record is from RefSeq and is a predicted model, not a curated record.
GUUGGCUGCUGUUCGCCUCAUCCCUCGGCUUGUGAGUCGGAGGAAGCGUGCGAACACAAGACCCCGAUCGGUGGAGGGGAAAUCCAUCCAUCCACCCUUCCCUUCAUCCAUCCAUCCAGCAGGAGGAGGAGGAGGAGGAGGAGAGGGAGCAGCGGCGGCAGCAUCCCCCGGCCUCCCUCGCGCUCCGCUCGGACUCCAGGACCGCUGCUGCCCGGUGAAGCCCUGAAGUGAGAUGGAGUCGUCAGACGAUGAUACUCUGAGCGAGCGCUCCUGCGUCAGCGAGCCGUCCUUCCGUAGCGAGCGCUCAGGGGGGUCGUUGUCCCCGUGUCCAUCGGGGCUUGUGGGGCCUCCAGGAGACACUCUGCCAUGGAACCUGUCCAAACACGAGAGGAGGAAGAGGAAGAGCCAGGACUCGGUGCUGGACCCGGCGGAGAGGGCGGUGGUUCGUGUCGCAGAUGAGCGAGACAGGGUGCAGAAGAAAACCUUCACCAAAUGGAUCAACAAGCAUCUCAUCAAGGUGAGGAAGCACAUCACAGACUUGUACGAGGACCUGAGGGAUGGACACAACUUAAUUUCCUUGCUGGAGGUCCUCUCUGGAGUCACCCUGCCCAGAGAAAAAGGGAGAAUGAGAUUUCAUCGACUGCAGAAUGUCCAAAUAGCUCUGGACUUCCUCAAACAGAGACAGGUCAAACUUGUGAACAUCAGGAACGAUGACAUCACAGAUGGAAACCCCAAACUGACGUUGGGUCUCAUCUGGACCAUCAUCCUCCACUUCCAGGUCUGUGCCCCUCACUUGCUCCUGCUGUCCUGCAGACAGCGUCGUACUCUGUUCAAUCACUACAGCGGGACUCUCGCUCCCAUGGCUCCCGGUCGAGCGACGCCCUCAUCAGACACAGAAGCUCUUUUUUCAUGCUUCAUUUUCUGCAACAUGGAGCUUUCGGAAAAAAAGGUCGUGAACUGUUUGCAGUUGCUGCAGUUGACCACUAGACUGCGCUGGGACGUGACCCUGCAAGGUGAAACUGCCAGCCUUGUCGCUAUGGAAACACUAGUGCAUGACACCACGGCAACUGUUUCGGUGGGCAUGACUCAGCAGAACACGGUGCAACUGAGACAGAGGGAGAUGCAGGAGGAGGACGAGAGGACUAAACCGGGGAAAAUGGAGAGAACGGAGAACUGGAGGAGAGAGGGAGUCGUAACUGCAGAACAGUCCGAGUUCAUCCGGGUGCGAGAGCUGAUGACAGUUUCACAUUAG